AGACGUCAAACUAGCUGUCCUAUGUCUACUGCUAACGAAGGCCGAUAUAGGCCAUUGCUAAGUAAAGAAUUUCAUUAUAAUUUCGAGAGUACACUUUUGCAUAAAGUGCGCGUAAAACUUGUGGCUAACGAAACGUGUUUUGUAUAAAUUGUGCAAACAAGUGUAAAGUCUGUCUUUUUUUAGACUGAUUCAGAGUGUUCGCAGUGACGACGAACGAAAUCAAAGAUGCGGUUCAAAUUCUGUGGUGGUUUGGAUUGCCCAGAUUGGCUUCUGGCUGCCUUGGCCAGCCUGGCAAAACUCAGCUCGAUCAAGGUCCGUUCUGGAGCUAACCAACUCGCUCGUGCCAUGGCCGAAGGUCGUCUUGAGCCGAAAAUAUUGACGGCGGUCUGUGAAAAGCUUACUAAUUCAGAAGCAGUGGCGGCCGUACACGAAGUCCUCAAGCUUGCCCUGAGGACUCAAGUAGAAGAAGCAGUUCUUAUUGACGAACUACAACAGUUGGGUUUGCCAAGAGAACACUCUACGGGCCUGGGCAAAGCUUAUGCUGAAAGUAGGGCUCGAGCCGUAGAACGAUUGCGAGAGGACUUCGUGCACCAGAAGGGUGAAAUCUCGUUUAAGCUAAAGACAGUCGAUGGCGACCAGUUUAUAGUGAUUUCAAUCGGAGAGGAAGGGUUUGUUAUGGGAAUAGGCCAAGCUCGAAUACUUUUGGAAGAACUUAAGCAAGCACGAAGAGCAAUUGAAAACUAUGCAUAAGAUUUGCUCCAAAAAAUUGGACUGUACAAUUUCUUAAACAUUGGCAAACGAAUACUCAUAUAUAUUUAUAUACACACUGUUAUAUCGUUGUAUAAUCCUUAUUACUGUAACAAUAAUAUAAUCGACGACGUGUGCUGUUUAUCGUCGCAAAGCAACACGGCUUCACCACCGAAGUACAUGUAAUUUUAACAAAACGUCAGUUAGACAAUAAACACAAAGUUGCAAUCUGG
This is a messenger RNA of Varroa destructor (honeybee mite), 980 nucleotides long. Its product is annotated as COMM domain-containing protein 4. Lineage: Eukaryota; Metazoa; Arthropoda; Arachnida; Mesostigmata; Varroidae. The record is from RefSeq and is a predicted model, not a curated record.